Molecule: messenger RNA, 1215 nt
Organism: Rhododendron vialii
Lineage: Eukaryota; Viridiplantae; Streptophyta; Magnoliopsida; Ericales; Ericaceae
Product: NAD(P)H:quinone oxidoreductase-like
Exons: 4
Coding region: 136-729 (197 amino acids)
Cellular component (GO): cytosol
Molecular function (GO): FMN binding; oxidoreductase activity
Source: RefSeq, a predicted model, not a curated record
GAUCACUUGCACUCGCGAUGCGUGUGGCUCAGUGCUUUUUUAAAUAAGAGAUAAGAGCUCCAAAGCCGGUGAGCAUCUCCCCUCCACUGUCUUUCAACCUACCCCCGCACUUUCGGAGAGUUCUAGAGAGAGAAAAUGGAAGCGGCGGCAAAGCCAGUAAUCAAAGUCGCAGCCCUCUGCGGUUCUCUCCGCAAGGGCUCCUACAACCGAAGCCUCCUCCGCUCCGCAAUUCAGAUAGGCAACGAGUCGGUCAACGGUAUGCACAUCGAGUACAUCGACAUAGCUCCCCUGCCGAUGCUCAACACCGACCUCGAGGCCGGAGGAACCUAUCCGCUGGUCGUGGAGGCUUUCCGGCAAAAGAUCCUCGAAGCCGACAGCGUCCUCUUUGCUUCCCCUGAGUACAAUUACUCCGUCACUGGACCUCUAAAAAAUGCGAUCGACUGGGCAUCUAGACCACCAAAUGUGUGGGCUGACAAAGCCGCUGCUAUUGUAAGUGCUGGAGGCGGUUUCGGUGGCGGACGAUCUCAAUAUCAUCUCCGCCAAAUCGGAGUUUACCUCGAUCUUCAUUUCAUUAACAAGCCCGAGUUUUUCCUCAACGUCUUCCAACCUCCUGCGAAGUUUGAUAGUGAUGGGGCAUUGACUGAUGUGGCAACCCAAGAGAAGUUGAAAGAAGUUCUCUUAGCCUUGCAAGCCUUCACAUUGCGACUACAAGAGUGCAGUGAUACAUGAACUCUUCUACAGAACGUAUCCAUGUCCAUCGGACGUGGAAAUGUAAGGCCACGUGAUAUGUGCCCGAUGCACAGGCCCAAAUUAGAUGUAUGGUGGUUUUUGAGAUGGUGAUGUUGUUUAACUGUUCCCGACAUAUCCAUGUAUCUGUACCCAACUUUUAGAUACAUAGCUGGUUCUUCUGAGAGCAAGGGAUUAGAGAGGUUUUACCCCGUAUUCGUUUCGUGUCCAUGUAAAAACAGAAAAAAUGAGAAGGUAAGUGUGGUUUGGUGGGAACAUGGUUUCGUGUCCAUGUAAAAACAGAAAAAUGAGAAGGUAAGUGUGGUUUGGUGGGAACACGGUCCAUACUCCAUACACUAGCUCAAAAGCCAUUUGAUAGAGCAGAACAUGCCAUCCUGACCUGGUUAUAUUGUCUAUGGACACAAGUUGAGUAUUAUUGGCUGGUGGGCUCUUGUCAAAAUUAUUAUGGACACCUGAUUAUAUUGUCUC